AUGUCCACCUUCCCUGCCGAGCCUCGUAGCGACAUUGAAUGGGAAAAAGUCGGGGUCUCCUUCUUAGACGUAAACGGCCAUGUCGAAAGCGACUUCAACUACCGGACAGGAACCUGGUCCGAUCCCGUCUUCGUGCAAGACCAUUAUCUCAAAGUCCACGGCCUAGCACCAGGACUGAACUACGGACAGCAGGUGUUUGAAGGGAUGAAAGCCUACCGCGACCCCAACGGCCAGAUCCAAAUCUUCCGGCCCACCGACCAUGCACUCCGCAUGCAGCGCUCCUGCGACGCCGUUUCCAUUCCCUCCAUCCCGGAGUCCCUCUUUUGGAUCUCCGUCAAUCUCGCCGUCGCCAAGAAUAGCGAGUUCGUGCCCCCGCACGCCAGCGAAGCAGCCAUGUACAUCCGGCCGCUCGCCUUCGGCUCUGGCGGCUGGAUGCCCGUUGCCGCGGGGCCACAAUACAAGUUCGUCGUUUACGCUCUGCCCUUCUGUGCAUACCAUGGCACUUUACCCGUUGAUGCGGUGGUGCUGGAGGAGCUGGACCGCGCGGCGCCGCUGGGCGUCGGCAACGUCAAGGUAGGCGGCAAUUAUGCGCCGGUGCUGAAGUGGAGUGAUAAGGCGAGGAAGGAGGGGUUUGGGAUUACGCUGCACUUGGAUAGUAAGACCCGGAGCGAGAUUGAUGAGUUCAGUACGUCGGGGUUUGUGGGGAUUAAGUAUACCGGAGCUGGAGGUGAGAGGAAGGGGUACACGCUGGUUGUGCCGAAUAGCCAGUGUGUUAUCAAGAGUGUGACGAGUACUAGUGUCGUGGAUGUGGCGAGGUCUUUGGGUUGGAGGGUUGAGGUGAGGCCGAUCCCGUACGACGAGCUGGAAUUCUUUGAUGAGGUGCUUGCCGUCGGUACGGCUGCCAUGAUCACCUCCAUCCGCUCUAUCACGCAUCGUACCAAGGAUCAGGUGUUCAGGUAUAUAACUAGCGAUGAGCCUGGCAGUGCCUGCGAGAAGUUGUCGACGCACUUGAAGGGUAUCCAGAAGGGUGACGAGAAGGAUUCGUUUGGCUGGUUGAAGAGGGUUGAGGAGGUGACUGUCUAG
Molecule: messenger RNA, 1083 nt
Organism: Aspergillus versicolor CBS 583.65
Lineage: Eukaryota; Fungi; Ascomycota; Eurotiomycetes; Eurotiales; Aspergillaceae
Exons: 5
Coding region: 1-1083 (360 amino acids)
Biological process (GO): branched-chain amino acid metabolic process
Molecular function (GO): branched-chain-amino-acid:2-oxoglutarate transaminase activity
Source: RefSeq, a predicted model, not a curated record